AUGGGAGUGACAAAGGAGCAAGUUGAGUCUUCACUGACCUCAAAGUUGAACCCUGCACAUCUCGAAGUAAUUGAUACAUCUGGAGGAUGUGGUGCUAGCUUUACUAUUGAGGUAGUAUCGGAGAAGUUUGAAGGGAAGAGGUUGCUGGAGAGGCAUCGGGUGGUAAACGCUGCUCUGGAAGAGGAGAUGAAGCAGAUUCAUGCUCUCUCGAUAAAGAAAGCUCUGACACCAGAGCAGUGGAAACAACAGCAGGAGUCUGAAAAACCUAAACCUGCUGCUUAA
This is a messenger RNA of Prunus armeniaca (apricot), 282 nucleotides long. NCBI's taxonomy places the organism in Eukaryota, Viridiplantae, Streptophyta, Magnoliopsida, Rosales, Rosaceae. The record is from the annotation of a GenBank genome assembly.